CAUGGUGCCCAACAACCUGGGGGCGCCGCCCCACGGCCACACCAGCGGCACGGGGCUGUCCAUGGCGCAGCAAAACAUCUCGACGCACCUGCCCGCGCUGCCCGCGCUGCCGGGGCUGGACCCCGCCAAGGGCCACCUCGGCCCGCCCGGCCACCUCGGCGCCGACCCCCAGCGCCACUCGCAGUCCGAUGACGACUCGGGCUGCGCCCUGGAGGAGUACACCUGGGUGCCGCCCGGCCUGCGCCCCGACCAGGUGCACCUGUACUUCUCGUGCCUGCCCGAGGAGCGCAUCCCCUACGCGGGCUCGGCCGGCGAGCGCUACCGCGUCCGCCAGCUGCUGCAGCAACUGCCGCCGCACGACAACGAGGUGCGCUACUGCCGCGCGCUGUCCGACGAGGAGCGCAAGGAGCUGCGGCUCUUCUCGGCGCAGCGCAAGCGGGACGCCCUGGGCCGCGGCAUGGUGCGCCAGCUCACCGCCACCCUCCCCUGCGAAGCGUGCACCGAGCCGCUGGGGGCCGGCGACAUGGCCGUGUCCGCGUCCAGGGCGGGUUCCCAGGCCGCGUGGCACCCCGCCUGCUUCACGUGCUGCACGUGCCGCCACCUGCUCGUGGACCUCAUCUACUUCUACAAGGACGGCCGGCUGUACUGCGGCCGCCACCACGCCGAGACCCUCAAGCCGCGGUGCUCGGCCUGCGACGAGAUCAUCCUGGCGGACGAGUGCACCGAGGCGGAGGGGCGCGCGUGGCACCUGAAGCACUUCGCGUGCGCCGAGUGCCAGGCGCAGCUGGGCGGCCAGAGGUACAUCAUGAGGGACACGCGGCCCUACUGCCUGCACUGCUUCGACGCCAUGUUCGCCGAGUACUGCGACUCGUGCGGCGAGCAGAUCGGCGUGGACCAGGGCCAGAUGAGCCACGACGGCCAGCACUGGCACGCCACGGAGCAGUGCUUCUGCUGCAACACGUGCAGGGGCAGCCUGCUGGGCCGGCCGUUCCUGCCCAGGCGAGGCGCCAUCUACUGCUCCAUCGCCUGCUCCAAGGGCGAGCCGCCCACCCCCAGCGACGGCACCAACACGGGGUCGCUGCUCAUGCCGUACCAGCCGGGCCUGCACGUGAUGCCCGUGGCGCCGGGAGGGCCCGCGGGGCCCACGCCGCAGCUCAGCCCGCAGCCCAGCCGCUCGCCCAAGAUGGGGCGGCGCGCGCUGCAGCAGAGGUCCCCGCACCACAAGGCCUCGGCCAGCAGCAGCGAGGCGGCCAGCCCCAGCCCGGAGCUGGUGACGGAGACCGUGACCACGGUCGUGGAGGAGCUGGUGGUGCGCGGCCUGCCCGGCGCGGCCAACGGCGCCUCCCCCAAGGGCCUGGACAGGGUGCUGCUGGAGCGCAACCUGGAGAGGCUGCUGUCCGACCACAACGGCGGCGCCGUCAACCUGGAGCAGCUCGCCGCGCUGGGCAGCAUGGCCAUGGGGGGCAUGGGCAUGGGCUCGCUCGGCUCGCUGUCCCCCGACCUGGAGAGGCUGCUGAGCGCGCGGGACCGAUGCAGGCAACCGCUGCACCUCGCCAACCUGGCCGAGCUGAGCUUGUCACUGGACUCGUGGCAGCCCUUCAGCGAGGCGCUGCACUCGCAGCGGCACGACGGCACCGCGUCCAUGCCCGAGCUGGACGCCCCCCCCGACACGCCGGACGGGCCCAGCCACAGCCCCAGCCACAGCCCCGCGCACGCCAGCAGCUCCACGCCGUCGCCCACGGCGCCGCAGACCCCGCAGGCGUCCGCGUCCACGUCGCGGGGGAAGAGCCGCGGCCAGCUGAGCGUGCGCUUCGAGGACCGCAACGACUGCAACAGCCCCGCGGGCGAGGGAAGGCCCUCCACGUCCACGAGGGAGUCCAGGGACGCGGCGCGCGAGGCGCGCGAGCGCAGGGCCGAGUCACGGCGAGCGCGGCGCGCGCGGCACAGUCGCGACUACGACGAGGACAGCUACUGCUCCACGUGCUCGUCCAGCUCCUCCAGCGACGAGUCCGAGGCGUACCAGCUGCCGCCGCGGCGCGCGUACGGCGGCGUGCGGAUCUCGUACGUCCCCAACGACGCCCUGGCGUGCGCCAGGCAGCGCCAGCAGCAGCACACCACCAUGCCGCGGUCCCCCGUCAAGAAGCCCAGCCAGAGCGUCACCCUGCCCGCCAACGCCGCCAACCCCGCGGGCCACCCGCACGCCAUCGGCGCGCACGACAAGAACUGUGUCAUCUCCUGAUGCGCCGCCCUGUCGGGCGCCUGACGUGGUUGGGGCGAUCUAGUGUUAGACUGUGUGAACUUUCUCGGUGAUCGGAGAACUGACUGUACGUGCCAAAAUGAAGACAGGGCUUUUUAGGAGUUUGAGAAUUUUUUAUACGACACUGUGAUUGUAUAAUUUACCUUCUGACUCGGCGCCUUUUUUCAGAGCUGGAAAAGAGACUGCCGUAGUUAGUUCAGUCUAAUUCCAAAAACGGCCAUGUGACCACCAUACUACAUUCGAUUGUAUGGCAAACAGGGUUCACCUUAAUUUAUCGUAGAAGUGCUACGCCAGUGUUGUCUUCCGUGCUCUUACUAUGAGUGUGUUUUGAUAAUGUUGCCCAAGCGUUUAUCCAUGAGACAGGUCCACCAUCUUGUAGGUGGACUUGUUUCAUGGGUAAAUCAAAGAACUGAUUUAUGUAUUUAAAGCUUAUUUCAGAGUUUUACCAGAUGAAAUUCAUGUAAAUUGCAUGCUUACAUAUUUAUGUAUUUCCCUUCCAAAGAUGUCAACAAAUGUAUUUUUCUCGUAGAAGUUAAAGUUGUAAUGUGACUAUUGUCGUCUUUGUGUAAAAAGUGUAAAUAAAAUACUGGAAAGGCAACUCAAA
This is a messenger RNA of Thrips palmi, 2861 nucleotides long. RefSeq names its product protein prickle-like. Bases 2 to 2239 code for a protein of 745 amino acids. Gene Ontology annotation, molecular function: zinc ion binding. The transcript has 6 exons. Lineage: Eukaryota; Metazoa; Arthropoda; Insecta; Thysanoptera; Thripidae. The record is from RefSeq and is a predicted model, not a curated record.